AUGCCGUACCCUGAAGAAGCUGAGGGUUUCCAAGUUGAUGGUCCUGAUACCUACACUCACUUCCACAAGCGAUUCUUCAAGCUGAAGCCAUUCGGUGACUACGACGUUGACAUCAAAAUCGAGGCAUGUGGUGUAUGCGGCAGUGACGUCCACACCAUCAGCGGUGGAUGGGGAGAUCAGAAAUUCCCUCUCUGCGUGGGACACGAAAUCAUCGGCCGCGCUAUUCGAGUCGGACCAAAAGUCACGCUCAUCAAAGAAGGCCAACGCGUCGGCGUAGGCGCACAGUCCUACUCUUGCGGCGAAUGCAAGCAAUGUCGAAACGACAACGAAACAUACUGUCCCGUACAGAUGAUGGAUACGUACGGCUCUGUGUGGCCUGAAACCGGUAUCACCAGUCAGGGUGGAUAUUCCUCUCACGUACGAAUUCACGAGCACUGGGUGUUUCCUAUCCCGGAUGCACUUCCAACAAACACCGUAGCUCCCAUGCUCUGUGCUGGACUGACGGCGUACUCGCCGUUAGUACGGAAUGGUGCGGGACCGGGCAAAAAGGUAGGUAUUGUGGGACUGGGAGGAAUUGGUCAUUUCGGAAUUAUGUUUGCCAAGGCACUCGGAGCGGAGGUUUGGGCUAUUUCGCGAUCGAGAGCGAAGGAGGCUGAUGCAAGGGAACUUGGCGCGGAUGGGUACAUUGCUACCGCUGAAGAUGGAUGGGAGAUUCCGCAUCGGUUCUCGUUUGAUUUGAUUAUCAACUGUGCGAAUUCGUCGGAGGGGUUUGAUCUUGCGAGAUACCUUUCUAUGAUGGAUGUUCAUGGGCGUUGGAUUAGUGUUGGAUUGCCAGAGGAAGAGGGUCAGGUUAUUAAGGCGCAGAAUUUGAUUGGGAAUGGAGUGCUGAUUGGGGCUAGCCAUUUGGGUAGCAGGAAGGAAAUGUUGAAUAUGCUUCAGUUGGCGGCGGAGAAGGGACUUCAAGGUUGGGUUGAGGAGAUUGCGAUUGGUGAGGAGGGUUUGAAGGAGGCUAUGCUGUGGAUGAAGAAGGGGGAUGUUCGUUAUCGGUUUACUUUGACUGGCUACGAUAAAGUCUUUAGAUAG
Messenger RNA from Penicillium malachiteum, 1083 nucleotides. Its product is annotated as NAD(P)-dependent alcohol dehydrogenase. The transcript is spliced from 5 exons. Gene Ontology annotation, molecular function: alcohol dehydrogenase (NADP+) activity; zinc ion binding. Lineage: Eukaryota; Fungi; Ascomycota; Eurotiomycetes; Eurotiales; Aspergillaceae. Gene Ontology annotation, biological process: alcohol metabolic process. Bases 1 to 1083 code for a protein of 360 amino acids. The record is from RefSeq and is a predicted model, not a curated record.